This is a messenger RNA of Haliotis rufescens (red abalone), 1352 nucleotides long. Its product is annotated as protein sll1483-like. Gene Ontology annotation, molecular function: cell adhesion molecule binding. Gene Ontology annotation, cellular component: extracellular matrix. Gene Ontology annotation, biological process: extracellular matrix organization; cell adhesion. The record is from RefSeq and is a predicted model, not a curated record. The coding region runs from base 59 to 1018 and encodes 319 amino acids. The transcript has 6 exons. Lineage: Eukaryota; Metazoa; Mollusca; Gastropoda; Lepetellida; Haliotidae.
UCCCCGGGCAGUUCGAGGUUCUCAACGAAGGAGGAAGCACGCGAUUCAAGCACCCGAAAUGAAAUCUGUCAUCUGCGUCCUCGCUGCACUUGCAUGCACAUGCGCAGCACUCACGCGUGAAGGCAUCUGGAUGCAGAUGCAUUUAGGUGGUGGCUUGACCGACGGUGAAAACAUUCCCCAGCUCGCCGAGACUUUGGGAGAGAAGACGCUGGUUGAGCUCGUCACGCGGGCGGGUCUGGCGGACACACUGUCGAGUACAGCUCCCCCCGCCCCCUUCACCGUGUUCGGGCCGACAGAUGACGCCUUUGCCGCUCUCGCCCCGCAAAUCAAAGACCUCCUGAAGAACGUGACCAUCCUCAAGGGAGUCCUGCUGUACCACGUGUUGUCUGGAGAGGUCUACUCCACCCAGCUGUCCAAUGAGCUUCUGGCCAAGUCCCUCGCCGACAGCCUCCCUAUCAGGAUCAACAUCUACCAGGGCGGAAAGGUAGUGACGGCACAGGGCUCCCCCAUCGUCCUCGUGAACCAGAACGCCACCAACGGCGUUAUCCACGGCUUGAGUCGCGUCAUGCUGCCGCCAGCAGGAACUGUCGUUGACGUGGUUUCUAAUGUCCCCGGCUUCAACACACUGAAAACUGCCGUCAUUGCAGCCAAGCUCCUCCAGGUUUUGGCCGGUGAUGGCCCCUUCACCGUGUUCGCCCCGACUGACGCGGCCUUCUCUAAACUGCCUCCCGGCACCCUGGACAACCUCCUGAAGAACCUCACUAAACUCACCAGUGUGCUUGAAUACCACGUCGUGAGCGGCACAUUCUACAGCGCUGGACUGACCAACAAUAUGAAGGUGACGACCCUCAACAAACAGGACUUCACCGUCAUGGUGUCCAGUGGCGGUGUGAGCAUAGACACCGGGUCCGGCACCGCUAACGUCAUCGCUGCCGAUGUCAGCAUCACCAACGGUGUCAUCCACGUCAUCGACGAAGUUCUCAUUCCACCAAUGAUGUCUUUCCAUUUGGACAAAUAAACAACACGUUACCACAAUCUCAUGACAGUGGACUGGCGCCCAUCCGGACCUGCAAGUGUGAAUGGUCCCACUGUAUGCCUGCAGGUUGAGAAUAUCAGCCAUGGAUGGAUCACUGAGCUGUGUCAUCGCCUCAACGUUCUCGGACUCCAGAUGGUCAUCAAUAUUCCAUAUAUGGUCAUCAAUAUUCCAUAUAUGGUCAUCAAUAUUCCAUAUAUGGUCUUGCUUGUACUUCUUUGUUGUUCGGGGAGUUUUGAAUGUUGAGUGAGUUUAUAUUCCAAUUGUUUUCACCUUUCUAUCGUUGUUGUAUUUACAAUAAAAUAUUUGUACAUCGAAA